This is a messenger RNA of Ectocarpus sp. CCAP 1310/34, 2112 nucleotides long. The record is from the annotation of a GenBank genome assembly. NCBI's taxonomy places the organism in Eukaryota, Phaeophyceae, Ectocarpales, Ectocarpaceae.
UCAACGCCGUUGUACUGGUAUACUUUAUUACACAGCUUGCCGAAUAAACACACCGGGAGAGAGAACGAGCACCGAAUCAUGAUUCAGGCAUAGGGAGGGAGCGGACAGACACACACGUUGUCAGGGCGAUUGAGGAUUGCUGGAUGCAAGAUGCCUUACCACAACCACCGACAUCAAGUCAUCUACAAUGUCGGCGGCGGUGCCCCAGGGGGUGGUCCAGGGUGUUGUGGGGUGCCUCCAGAGGCUCCACGUGCCGUGACGGCGGCAAGGGGAUGCGCUAUUUUAUCGAUUGUUAUCCACGCGAUCAGCUUCUACUUGGGCGGAGGGUUUUUUGUGUGGCAGCGGAAUGCCUGUUUUAUCGCCUUUGUGAUGGGCGGACUUCUCCUGUGCUUCUACGAACGUUAUAUGUACGUCAUCGGCAGCUUGGGGUUCGCUCUAUGCGCCGUGUUCGACGUCUUGGCCGUUUUGCGAUGGAUCACGCGCGACGAUGAAAUUUUCGAUAGUGACGACGACUACAACACUACCUUCCAAGUCGACGACACUCAAUCGGAAGAAUCGAGCGACAGCACUAUUCUCCUCUGGUUGGCCGUGCCCCCUUUUCUCGGAGCCAUCGCGAUGGGCCUGGGUGCCAUUUUCACCUUCACGGCGAUCUUCGCCUGGAAGUAUGGUGGAGGCACCGCCAUUCCCCACGUCCCGGUCGCACCUCAACCCACCUUCGACUUCACCAAACAGCCUCAGAGCCAGCAGGAGAGCAAGACCGCGGAACUCGGACUUGCACCGCCCACUGCGCACCCACGGACGCCACCCCCCGCUUACCACCCACAGUCGCCACCCCCGGCAUACCGACGAUAAUUUGCCGUCUUCAGCAAACGUGGCGGUCGGUAGUUGCGACCGGAACAAAAUCGUGACAGAUACAAAACAAUCCUGAUGGCAAGGUCACCGGCGAAGAGGCGCCCAUGAUAUCGUCCUUUGGCAACGGAACACUCCUGCCGGGGGUGCUGUAAGACUACGUAUCGGGCAGGGUGCUGGUGGAUGUAGAUGGAUCGCCCAUUUUGCAGUGUGUCGCAUGGUUGGUUCUUGCCUUCAAUCAUGUAGCAUGUGGUCGUGGGUAGGUGUAUUUACUGUAGUCCAUUGUAGGAGACGGAGGCAGUGACGGAAUCGGGAUGUGAAAUGUAUCGGUGAUUGUCGCGACAGACACCCACCAAUAGGGCCAACCUAUCGUGAUCGAGUCGCGGUGGCGGUUGACUCUGAUGGAGAAGCCGCAGCCGGCCACAUUACUGUGCGGUCUAAAUCGAACGGUAGCCAUGCCACGAUCAGCACGAGUGCGUCAGAGGGACAACGACCGGCGUUGGCACCUGUCUCAGACGGGCGUUUUGUGGUAGUCGCUGUUCGACCAACUCCUGCACUGGUACAUGCAAUGCGGUGCCUUCUCGCGAAAACUUUGCUUUGCAUUUGUCUUUGAAAGCAAUUCACGGAAUGAAGAAGGGAAGAUGAGGCAUCUGGACAACUGUGGACGGAGGAUGGGCAGCACGAUGUAGGAUGGGACGGGUAGAGUUUACAGUAUUUCGGAAAUAUUGCGGGACAUACGUUGUUUGGCGUUUGCAAAGGCGGUUUACUGCAAAUGAGAGUGAGCAUUUGUUUUUCUGUAUUAUUUUGUUGCUAUUGGUGUUGAGGCUCCUGAUCUACGAACUGGUACCGAUGAUUCACAUGCUUGUGUAUUGCUGGUUUGCUGUCACGUAGCCCAGGGGGUAAAAUACCGAGGUACGCUUCGAUGAGGUAUGGAUGGUCAUCCUCACAACAUGUCAUUCGAAACCACGGUGCUUGUUCCUCCUUGUCGUCUGGUGUUGUCUUGUAUUGUGCGUUCCUUUGGGGAAAACGACGGUAUUCCGAACUGCCCCGCAAAGAGGGCAGGGUGGCAGCAAGGUCAAUUUUCUUGUUUUUGUUAUUUUCGGUCUUCCCCUUUGAGUCAAUCAUGGGCAAUGGAGUACACCCACCGCCCCGGUUUGCUUUCGGUUUGCUUACAGUAGUUGCACUCAUGCGCGUCACGAACAACGAACAAGUUACCGAGGUGCAGACAGAGGAGAAACGAUAUAUUUUUUCGUGUGUCAAGAU